AGUUUGAAUAAUUAAUAAAAAAAAUCAAGGCAAAGAGAACACGGGAUUAGGCUACUUUAAUCCAGUUUACUAUCCCAAUUUAGGAUAACUGAAGUUUGAGACUAUCCCUAUACUAUAAAACUCACAUAUUCUCUCUCCUCUACCAACCUCAGUCCUCUUUAACAACAAACCAUGAACACCUUUGCCUCUCCUCCAACCUUGAGCAACAAACUCCAAAUUCCCCCAAUUUCACCUUCUGCAAACCCUAAAUUCCUCUUCUUCUCCAAUCUUUCUCUCUCAUCCGCACAAUUAGCUCCUCCUUCCAUCACCAGACGCUCGAUUCUUCCUCCCUUCCUCGCCGGCGCUCCGUCUCCGGUAUCACCGGCAAUCAAGCUCCGUCAUGGUUUUCCAUUGUUACUCGCCGGAAAAACUAGGGUUACUCCCGGAGAUUCUCCCUUCCUCGCCGAUAAUGGCGGAGGAGAGAGAAUGGAAGCGCCGAGUUUUUUGGAAUUUUUGACGUCUGAGCGAGUCAAGGUUGUGAUGAUGCUGGCUUUGGCUCUCGCUCUUUGUAAUGCUGAUCGUGUUGUUAUGUCGGUUGCCAUUGUUCCUCUUUCUCUUUCUUAUGGUUGGAGCCGAUCAUUUGCUGGCGUUGUUCAGUCAUCUUUUUUGUGGGGAUACCUUGUAUCACCAAUAGCAGGUGGAGCUCUAGUGGAUUACUAUGGUGGUAAAGCUGUCAUGGGAUGGGGUGUUGCUUUGUGGUCCUUUGCUACUUUUCUUACUCCCUGGGCAGCUGAAAAGUCUCUCUGGGCUCUGCUUGCCAUGCGAGCUAUGCUUGGCAUUGCAGAAGGUGUAGCUCUUCCUUCGAUGAACAACAUGAUAUCCAAAUGGUUUCCUAAAGCAGAACGAGCAAGAGCUGUUGGAAUAGCAAUGGCUGGGUUUCAGCUUGGUAGUGCUAUUGGACUAAUACUUUCUCCAAUCCUAAUGUCUAAUGCCGGUGUGUUUGGACCAUUUGUGAUAUUCGGAUUAUUUGGAUUUCUCUGGGUUGUUGUAUGGUUGUCUGCUACUUCUAGUAUUCCAGAGAGAAGCCCUCAAAUCUCUGUGUAUGAACUAAAAUACAUACUAACAAAGAGGCAACAAUCUGCUCCAUCCAAUGCUGGGAAGGCACACAAAGCUAGAGUGAUCCCACCUUUCAAGCGGCUGCUGUCUAAGCUUCCUACUUGGUCACUUAUGGUUGCCAAUGCUAUGCAUAGUUGGGGCUUCUUUGUUAUUCUUUCCUGGAUGCCGUUGUAUUUUAACAGUGUAUAUCAUGUUGAUCUUAGACAAGCAGCAUGGUUUAGUGCUGUUCCAUGGAGUAUGAUGGCGCUUGUGGGAUAUUUUGGAGGUGCUUGGUCAGAUACGUUGAUCCAGCGUGGUUUCAGUAUCACUUUGACCAGAAAAAUCAUGCAGUCAAUAGGAUUUAUUGGCCCUGGCAUUGCUCUUAUUGGUCUGACUACCGCAACUAGCCCAUCUAUAGCUUCUGCUUGGCUCACAUUAGCUGUUGGACUAAAGUCAUUCAGUCAUUCUGGUUUCCUUGUCAAUAUUCAGGAAAUUGCUCCACAAUAUACUGGCAUAUUACAUGGGUUGGCAAAUACAGCUGGAACUUUCGCUGCAAUUCUGGGAACUGUUGGGGCUGGUUAUUUUGUUGAGCUGUUUGGAUCAUUCAGAGGAUUUUUAUGGCUGACAUCACUUUUAUAUUUUCUCGCUGCUUUAUUCUGGAAUCUAUUUUCAACUGGAGAGCUUGUAAAUUUCGAUGCAUCCAAUUCUUGAAUCUGAUUCUGUAAGGUGAUACUUAUCUGUAAAUAUCAUGGAAUAAACAUACAGUUGAAAAGGCAUAUGACCAGAAGACAGAGGUUCUGCGACAUCUCUUUAUUAAUCCCAAAGCACUGAAAUGUCUGAAUCACUCCUGCUGCAAAUAUCGAAUUCAUCAUUCAUGCAUAUGUGAGCAACUGUAUAAUUAACUUAUUGCCACGUAGAUACACUAACGAGGCUAUCAGCAGCAGUGACCCUUGGUGUCUUGUAUAAACUUCCCAGCUCCCUCCACCAGUCGAGGAAUGAUGAUCGGACUCUGGGAGUGGACAACUAGGAAUGAUGAUCGGACUCUAGGAGCGGACAACAUAAAGACUUUCUGAGUUACUCUACCAAUGGCUAGAUGUUGAAUGAAAAUACCACUAGGCACUACUACUACUUACUGGUCAAUGAAAGAGAGACUGUUAAGCAGGAAACAUGUUCUAUUCAAGACGAGGGGCCUUUCACUGUUGCAGUUAUUUGGGCCCCUUGACAACUUGUUUUCUUUAACUCGUGUUUGAGAGUUAAUAGAAUACUCGAAAUACGGUUGUACAUAAAAUUAAGUAGACCUUUCAACGUCUUUGACUAGCUGUAUUUAUUCAACAACUUGAUGCUAGUUGCCUUGUAACUCAGGAUUGAUCUAGUCAUUCUUUCACCAUAUUAUUAUACUAUCAUUAAAAGAAUA
Molecule: messenger RNA, 2488 nt
Organism: Chenopodium quinoa (quinoa)
Lineage: Eukaryota; Viridiplantae; Streptophyta; Magnoliopsida; Caryophyllales; Amaranthaceae
Product: probable anion transporter 4, chloroplastic
Exons: 9
Coding region: 172-1785 (537 amino acids)
Biological process (GO): transmembrane transport
Cellular component (GO): plastid
Molecular function (GO): phosphate transmembrane transporter activity
Source: RefSeq, a predicted model, not a curated record